Molecule: messenger RNA, 360 nt
Organism: Triticum turgidum subsp. durum (durum wheat)
Lineage: Eukaryota; Viridiplantae; Streptophyta; Magnoliopsida; Poales; Poaceae
Source: the annotation of a GenBank genome assembly
AUGGCGGCGGCGAUGCGUUCCCUCCUCCGCAAGGCGGCGCCGGGCCUCGGCCUCAGGUCGCCCGGGCUGUCGCCGGCGGCUGGUUCCCGCCUCCUCUCCGCGACGGGGCGACAAGGGGUCUAUUCUGAUGAUGAUGAAACACUGGCUAAGCAGCGUGAGGAAAUAAAGCAAAUGACUGCUGAGUUUGACCAGAGCAUGCUGGAGAUCCGCAAGAACUUAGACGCCAUGGAUGAAAUUGCAAGGCGGAGUGCGGAGGACCAUGAGAAGUUCCUUAAGAAGCUGAAGAACAUUGAGAAGGCGUGCAACGUGGCACUGAUCGUUCUGGUGCCUACGACGGUUCUUCUACUUAUGUCUCUCUAG